Molecule: messenger RNA, 2352 nt
Organism: Molossus molossus (Pallas's mastiff bat)
Lineage: Eukaryota; Metazoa; Chordata; Mammalia; Chiroptera; Molossidae
Product: NACHT, LRR and PYD domains-containing protein 1b allele 5-like
Exons: 17
Coding region: 34-1557 (507 amino acids)
Biological process (GO): regulation of DNA-templated transcription elongation; mRNA export from nucleus; signal transduction
Cellular component (GO): THO complex part of transcription export complex
Molecular function (GO): protein binding
Source: RefSeq, a predicted model, not a curated record
UGCGUGGGGCGCCCUGCCAGCCGCCGAGCGACCAUGAGCCGCGGCGCGGGGGUCGCGGAGAGCAGUGUUGAUCACAGUGCGUCUUCAGAAGAAAAAGAUUGCCCCAGCCCCAACCUAAACACUUCAAAGGACUCUAAGUCAGGAGAGGACAGCGGCUCUGAGAGCGGUUCUGAAAGCGACUCUGAUAAUGAGGAGCCAAAACCAGAAAAAACAAAUGGGGAACUGGGAGAGUCUCCCACCGAGGGUGCGUCUGCUCAGGCUAAAGAAUGGGAGGAUAAAGAAUUGCCCACCGGUCAUUUUAAUUCAGAAUCGAUUAAAAUUGAACCUCACUGUGAACACUGUAAUGCUGAAAAUAAACACAAUGAACAAGUGACACCCAGACGCCUUUCCGGGGGACAGUUUUUAAUGAAGGUGGACAUGGAGGGAGUUUACGAGUGCACGGAAACUGGUCUGAUAUUUGAGGUUAACGGAAAAGUUGACAUCAAGUAUUGCAUUUUGUCCUGGAGCAAAUACGCAGACCUGGUUGUGAAGCCCUGGGCUGUUGGAGGACCCUUGUUUGAUGUUAAAUGUGACCCAGCCUGUCUUACCUCCAUUCAGUUUCCACAUUCCCUCUGCUUGGGUCGCCAUGAUGCCAAUAUGACAUUCAGGGUCCUGCAUAUCAAAAAUUCUGAGGCCUCCUUAGAAUGUACUGUGGAUCAUUCUGCAACCCAUGUCAAAUGGCACGUGAGCUCUCUGUCUCCUGUGGGACCUGUUAUUCAAAGUGAAGAAACAUUAUACCACCACGGGGCUGUGAUUCUGUACAAAGUCAUCGACCAUAAUCCAUCCUUGUCUUUUCGUGUGUACGUGGCAACUAACAACGAGUCCUUCAUCAAGGAUAUUUCAAAGUCUGUCAAGCACUCCUCUAAGAAAUUCAUGAAAAUCGACAAGCCUCCUGUCUGCCAUAAGUUAUUGCAGAAUGGGAAGAAGUACAGACUGGUCAGUGAACCAGAAGCUGAUAUCACCCCAGAGGAAAUUGAAUUUGUGGAUGGUUCACUUUUAAAACUGAAAAGUUACAUUGAAGUUUAUUUGGAGCAGCCAGUGGAGUUUAAAUUACUGCUGGUGGAAAUGGAUUCCGAGGAGAUUGUAUGGAAAGCGAAACUGAGAGAAUGUGACUGGGUGCAACGUGACCAGAGUCAGAACAUUUCAAAAAGCAGCACCGGUGGUAACAGGCGACGUAAAAUGAAUAUCACCCUACCUGAAGAGGAGGUCUAUGAUAAAAGAAUGAAGCAGGUUGACACUUCAGCUGGAGCAGAGACCCUGUUAACAGAUGCCCAGCUGAUUACCCUUGCUGGGAAAUUGGGGAAGGAGUGGAUAAAAAUUGCCAUUGUCAACCUGGAUUUGGACAUUAGUGAUAUUGAUGCUAUCCGGGAGAAGAAAGAAGAUGUUACGAUUUCUAAGUUUAGAAUGCUGCAGAAGUGGAAAGAAAAGGAGCAGAGUAAUGCCACAGUCCGGAAUUUAUAUAACUGCUUGAAAAACGUCUCAGCGGAAGUCCAAGAGGUGCUGGAAGGUUUCUUAUAGGCAAUAUGAAAUUUGGAAGAUGAACAGAAAAAGGAAGCCUCAGGAACUUUUAUUUGCAAAACACCACUUCAGCUGGUCCUUGGGUACAGACUUCAUGAGACUGCAAAUGUCAGUCUCUGGAAAACCUUCUCCACGGCCAGCCACUCUGUAGCUCACACUAUCCAGUGGCAAAGAGAAUGUAAAAUUUUGGAAAACUUGAGGAAGAAAAUAACAUCAAGAUUUUUUUUUCUUUUUCGGCACCUCCUGCUCACACCAUCCCACCUGUUCCCCCACCCAAACAGGUAUAAUUACAAAGGGUGCUUAAAAUGACUCAGCUCAGGCAGGUGAGAAUGUGGUAAUUUUCUUUUUGAAGUAGUGUGGACUAUGAAAUUCUUACCAACUGUUUGAAACAUUUUUAGCAGUCACAUAGUGGUGUACUUAAACUUGCACCAAUUUAGUUUAGCUUUUAUCAUAUUGACAUAAAUCAUGAAGAGAGGUACCUUCAGCCUCCACACAGACAGACACACGUGCCUCUGGGUAACUCUAUCUGUUUUGUGGGAUAUCAUUUUGUAUCUCACAGAACUAACCUGUCUGGCUAGUGGUCUGCUAAGCUGUUAACCCUAUCAUGCUACCUGGUCCUAGAGUGACUAGACUAAAGGAAUAUUAUCCUCUCCCCAUCCGGGGGUUGAUGAGCACACUCAGACGUGAUCUCCUCACUUCACUGGGCGAAUUCAACCAGAUCAAUCGGCAGAGUUGCAAUUUUAAUCAACCUUCUGAAAUCACCGGACCAAACACUACAUUUCUUGACUUUUACCC